AUGGGCUGCAGUUGUUCCAGAAGAACAUUGAAUCCUAAUCAUCCUCAGUUGUCAGACUUUUCAAUUAUUCGUUCUAUUGGGCGAGGAGCUUUCAGCAAGCUUUGUAUAGUCAAAUAUCGCAGGGAUGGUCAACGUUAUGCAUUGAAAUACAUGAGUAAAAAACGCUGCGUCGUCCAAAUGGUUACGAAAAACGUCCUACGCGAACUAGAUUUAUUGACUCAAGUGUCGCAUCCAUUCAUUGUUAAUUUGUGGUUCUCCUUUCAGGAUGCAGAAUAUAUGUAUAUGGUUACUGACCUGUUAUUGGGUGGGGAUUUGCGGUAUCAUCUUAACGAGCAAGGGAGAUUUUGUGAGGACAGAGCAAAACUGUAUAUUUGCGAAAUUGCUCUCGCCCUCGAAUACCUUCAUGGUGAGAAUAUUGUGCAUCGUGAUGUAAAGCCAGAAAAUAUUCUGUUGGAUGAUGACGGUCAUGCGCAUUUAACAGAUUUUAAUUUGGCUGCUAGACUUCAGCCAAAUGUUUUGGCUACCUCAUUUUCCGGUUAG
Molecule: messenger RNA, 540 nt
Organism: Enterobius vermicularis (human pinworm)
Lineage: Eukaryota; Metazoa; Nematoda; Chromadorea; Rhabditida; Oxyuridae
Source: the annotation of a GenBank genome assembly